CCUGCCCUCCCCCCAGUCCAGGUCCCCAUCCCAGCCUUGGCAAUGACCCUGGCGGCUUCCUCCCAGCGCUCCCAGAUCAUUCGCUCCAAGUUCCGAUCCGUCCUCCAGCUUCGGAUCCACAGACGGUAUCAGGACCCGAGCCUCUCAGGGUCCUUCACUGCCUCUCCAGUCUCAGAUCCAGAUCCGUGGAUCUCAGCCUCAGCCCCGGCUCUGGCUCCAGCCCCAGCCUUGCCCUUGGGCCCCGCUCCUCCCCUCUUCAGCCCUGGGGUCCUGCUCCCUGAGCCAGAAUACUGCGCUUGGAGGUCCCUGAAGAAGGAGUCUCCUAAGAUCUCCCAACACUGGAGGGAGCCCAAGCCCAAGGGGAACUUGACAUACCACCAGUACAUGCCCCCAGAGCCGAGACAACGGUCCAGGGCAGACCCCCAGGCUGAAGGGUCAGCCCUGGGUCCUCCAGGGCCACCUCUGUGGGAAGAGAGAAACUCACAGCAGCCACCUCUUAGGAUGAAGCCCACUCCUCUCACUCCCUCCCUACCAGGAAUCCCCAGCCCCUCGCCCCCUCCACACAAGUUGGAACUUCAGACCCUUAAACUGGAGGAGCUGACGGUGAGUGUGGGGAGUAACUUCCCCGGCUGGCCCUCUCCUUCGGUGGGGACCAAGAGCCCGGGUCCCCAGUCCCUCGUCUCUCGGUUUCCAGGUGUCCAGCCCCAGCUCCCGCCUACGUCCCGGAGCCCUCCCAGUAUGGCCUCUCUCCGCCCUCCACCCCAGGUCUCGGAGCUCCGGCAGCAGCUGCGCCUGCGGGGCCUCCCGGUGUCAGGGACCAAGUCGAUGCUCCUGGAGCGCAUGCGCGGCGACGCCACGCCCCGCGAGAGGCCGAAGCCGCGGCGCGAGGACAGUCCCGCGGGUGCUGCCUGGCCGCGCCUCAGGCCCAAGGCUCUGGGAGCCUCCCGGCGGCAGGUCUCGGUAAAGCCAAGCCCAACAUCUCACCUGCCGGCUCUUCCACGUGCCGCGGAAACCCUUGUGAUAACUCCAGCUCCAGCUCCGGCUCCGGCUCCGGCUCCAGCGCUGACCCCUUCCUCAGCACCAGCCUCGGCGACUCUGACUCUGGAGGAGGAGCUGCAGGAAGCGAUCCGCAGGGCUCAGUUGCUUCCGGACCGGGGCAUCGAUGACAUCCUGGAGGAUCAAGUGGAACCUGAUGUCCCGCUGCCCCCCAUCCCCCUGGACUUCCCCGGCUCCUUCGACGUGCUUUCCCCCUCCCCGGACUCUGAAGGCCUCUCGUCUGUCUUCUCUUCCUCGCUCCCGUCUCCCACGAACUCCCCAUCCCCCUCUCCCAGGGGGCCCACGGACUCCUUGGACUGGCUGGAGGCUCUGAGUGGGGGUCCCCCGCUGGGAUGUGGCCCCCCAGCCCCCAGCAUCUUCUCUGCUGACUUAUGUGACUCCAGUGGCACCCGGCUGUGGGAUCUGCUGGAGGAUCCAUGGUGAUGGAUUCUGGGGUUUCCGGGGACUGAGAACUGGUGGGGAUGGGGAGGUUGCAGAGACAGACUCCCUGAGGGAGGGGUUGGAACAAACUGCAGAGCCCCUCCCACAACAGACACAAAAUCAGAGAUAUCCCCACCUGGCCCCAGAUCUGCUGCUGAUAUGCCAACCACCUGAUUUUGCCUGCCUAACCUCCGUAUGAUCCCCUCCAUGGUUGUGUGAUGGGGGACAGGGAGGUUUCAUUUGCUGCUGGCCAGGGCAAACAAGUUGCUUGCUGCUUC
This is a messenger RNA of Diceros bicornis minor, 1754 nucleotides long. It is a transcript of the gene MAMSTR, whose product is annotated as MEF2 activating motif and SAP domain containing transcriptional regulator. The record is from RefSeq and is a predicted model, not a curated record. The coding region runs from base 43 to 1479 and encodes 478 amino acids. Gene Ontology annotation, cellular component: nucleus. Gene Ontology annotation, molecular function: transcription coregulator activity. The transcript has 8 exons. Gene Ontology annotation, biological process: regulation of transcription by RNA polymerase II. NCBI's taxonomy places the organism in Eukaryota, Metazoa, Chordata, Mammalia, Perissodactyla, Rhinocerotidae.